GUGUAUAUUGAGUAUAAUUUUAGUUACUGGGUGGCAAAAGGAAGUGGUCAUGGGCAAGUGAAGCCUGGAGGAGUACUGGAACCGCGGCCACAAUUCCUGAAGAGUGUGCUGAUAUUAGGAGGGAGACUUCCACGUGGUGCUCUAGCUGACUCACACAAGCAAGCAAGUGCAUCAGCAUCGGACAGGUUACGGAGGAUAGAACAACAUGCCUGCACACUUCCAACUCCUAUAAUACGAUCGAUAAUACUUAGGAUAUUUUCACAUAUUCUUAAUUGGGGGCCAAUCCUACGGUGGCAUAUUCCAAGCAGGGAAGGUGGAGGUGGUGGCGGGGACCUUGGCAAAGAUACCGGUGGUGCACGUGGUGGAGAAGUUGGUGGAGACACUGGUGGUACUCUUUGUGGAGGAACAGCUGGUGGAAGUUUUGGUGGAGAGACCGGUGGUGCCCGUGGAGGAGAAGUUGGUGGCAUUCUUGGCGGAGACAUUGGUGGUGUUUGUGGAGGAGCUGUUGGUGGACGUCUUGGUGGAGACACAGGUGGUACAAGCGUAGGAGAGGUUGGUGGUGCUUCUGGUGGAGACAUAGGUGGUGCCUUUGGAGGAAAUGUUGGUGGGCUUCCUGACGGAGACAUCAGUGGUGCAAGCGGAGGAGAGGUUGGUGGUGUUCUUGGAGGAGACAUAGGUGGUGCUCGCGGAGGAGCUAUUGGUGGUGUUAUAGGUGGAGACAAUGGAGGUGUUUGUGGAGAAACCGUUGGUGGAAUCCUAGGCGGUGACAUGGGUGGUGAUCGUGGAGGAGAGGUUGGUGGUGUUUGUGGAGAAAUUGUUGGUGGUAUUAUUGGAGGAGAAAUUGGUGGUGUUCUUGGCGGAGACACUGGUGGAAGAGAGACUGGUGGUAUUUUGGGAAGAGGCACUGGUGGAAUAGAGACUGGUGGUGUUUUUGGAAGAGACACUGGUGGAAGAGACGUUGGUGGUAUUCUUGGAAGAGACACUGGUGGAAGAAAGACUGGUGGAAGAGACACUGGUGGUAAUCUUGGAAGAGACACAGGUGGAAGAGACACUGGUGGUGUUCUUGGAAGAGACACGGGUGGAAGAGACACGGGUGGAAAAGAUACUGGUGGUAUACUUGGAAGAGACAAUGGUGGAAGAGAGACUGGUGGAAGAGACACUGGUGGUAUUCUUGGAAGAGACACGGGUGGAAGAGAUACUGGUGGUGUUCUUGGAAGAGACACUGGUGGAAGAGAGACUGGUGAAAGAGACACUGGUGGUAUUAUUGGAAGAGACACUGGUGGAAUUGUUGGCGGGUUCCUUGGCGGAGACACGGGUGGUGCACUCAGAGGAGAGGUUGAUGGAGUUCUCGGUGGCGAAACAGGUGGUGUUUGUGGAGGAAUCAUUGGUGAAUUUUUUGGUGGAGACGCCGGUCGUAAACGUGGAGAAGAGGUUGGUGACGUUUUGGCGGAGAAACAGGUGGUGCUAGUGGAGAAAUCAUUGGCGGACUCCUAGGCGGAGACACCGGUG
This is a messenger RNA of Brassica napus (rape), 1509 nucleotides long. RefSeq names its product glycine-rich cell wall structural protein-like. NCBI's taxonomy places the organism in Eukaryota, Viridiplantae, Streptophyta, Magnoliopsida, Brassicales, Brassicaceae. The transcript has a single exon. The annotation marks the transcript as partial. The record is from RefSeq and is a predicted model, not a curated record.